This is a messenger RNA of Cucurbita pepo subsp. pepo (vegetable marrow), 3073 nucleotides long. RefSeq lists its product as uncharacterized. NCBI's taxonomy places the organism in Eukaryota, Viridiplantae, Streptophyta, Magnoliopsida, Cucurbitales, Cucurbitaceae. The record is from RefSeq and is a predicted model, not a curated record.
UUCUUUCCAUUUUUUGCUAUUUACUUUGCUCUGCAUGUGUAAUAGUUCUUCACUUGUCACUAACACUGAGUGGAAAAAGUUCCUUUAUCUUUCAUUUUUGUAGCCCCAUCAAACCCACUUUUUAUUUUCCUUUCCUUUCUCUGGAAACAAUCAGAAACGGUCCCUGCCCUUAUCUUGGCUUACUUGUUAGUGCUAUUUUGCUUGUUGCUAACAUUAAGAUGGCCUACCACUUCAGUUUUCUGUGGGGAAAUGAUAUGAACUCUUGAGAAAACUUGGCCAUUGGCCAAACAAUUUCACUCAAUACUCAAAACAUAGCCUGUUAGCUUUCUUACUUUGUUUCAUUUGAAAGAAUAUGUAUAGGGGAAGACAAUAUCUUAGGAACUGUUUGUUUAUUUGUAUAUGGCGAUUUUAACUGGAGCAGGGCUUCUUGAUUCUGUUCUGAUGUAUCCUUAAUUCUAGUUUGCAUUCUGUUUUAUUUACUGAUGGAAAAGUGUAGAUCAAGAUAAUGAUUCUUUUUUGUUCUUUUUUUAUAUUUGGGAAGACAAUCUGUUUUGUGCUCUUUAGUAAAAGUGGUUCCAUUUUGGGUACUCCUUUUUCUUUUAUCACUGAGAACCAUGGUUAAUCAUUCACCAUGCCGACAGGGUAAUCAACAAGAUUAGUAUCACGGGAGAAAAAGGCUGAUCGGCAUGGAGCAGGGGAGGCUGUUCUUGGAACAAUUGUCCUUGAAUUAUUUUCAGCUGUUGGUCAUGCAAACGAGGGCUUUCUGUUAAACACUCAUAAACAGGACUUCAGCAAUGGGAACAAAGCAUAUACAGUCUAAUUCUAGCAUGGUGGGAAAAGUCUCAAAGAGCCACAAAAUGAUGUGUAAAGCUGUUGAUAGGCCUAGCAAAGACCUUCAUCAGCCAUCUCCUAAAAGUUUGGUGACUGCAUCAUCAAAUAAGCUAGAUCCAACAGCAUCCCCAACAGUAGCUUGUUGCAGAAUUCGAAGAUUUUGUACUUAUAAAAGCUGUACGGAGUAUGGCCAACAUAAUGAGAUCAGCCUGAAAUUGAUUCAGAAGAAUGGAGUAGCCGAGCCAUUUUCGAGUAAGAAGUUUGUUCGUGUGGCUGACAAACAGUGUAAACAACUAUUAGAUGCAUUGGGAAUUUUCAACUCAAAUAAGGAAUUGUUUGUAAAUCUACUACAGGACCCAAAUUCUCUGUUAACUAAACAUAUCGAAGACUCCAGUGAUUCACAGAUGAGAACUUUCUUUGAUAGCAGUUUGUCAGAAAAUAAGAUAAGAGAAGCGGAGGAAUAUAAGGAGAGUGCCUAUAGUCAAAACCUGAAGCCCUGUGAGGAAAGUGAUGAUUCUCUAUCCUUGGAAAGAAUAGUUGUAUUAAAGCCCAAUCGAACGUGCUCGUUACGUGCGGCUAUGGGAAUCGAUUAUGGCUCCUCUCCCGAAUCUCGUUCUAGUUUAGUAAAGAACGUCCAGAGUGACAAGGGAACUCUUUUUUCUUUUAGACAAAUAAAGAGGAAGAUGAAGCAAGCAAUGAGAGUUGGGAGAAAAGAAGGUGAAUGCCUAUCAGCUAAUGGUAUGUCCAAGAAGACUCCAAAAGAUGAUGUUAAACUGAAAGUUAUGGAGGCAGCUGAUAGAGGAGUAUCUAGUUCUUUUCAAGAUUCCUUAAAAAGAGACCAACUAGACAAGACAUUUUACUCUAGAAAUGGAGACAAGACAGCUUCAACCAGUGAAAGUACUGACAAAAUGGUUGGCCCGUCAGCUGUUACUGACAAACUCAAACGACCGAAAUCUAAGAAGCAUGAAGGCGACCAAGAGGGUUCGAGAAAAAUGAAAGCAAAGCCAUGGGGGUGGGUGAUGUGCUUUUCUGAUGAUGACAUAUUGCCAUCAAGUCAUUUGAGAUAUUCCCAUGUUAGCAAUAAGAAAUUUGUUUAUCAGAAGAAGUCAAAGCCUCAGAAUGACGAGGAACAAAGUUGCAAAACCCCAAUUAUUGAAGGGUCUGUGAAGAUCGUUAAAGACAUUGCUACUAUACACCAGGAAAGAGAUGGUUUUUGUGAAGCAUCAUCUGGAUCUGAUAACAACUCCAAGACCGGUUUUUGUCAGAGAAUCAGCAAGAUCGAUGGCUUUGGAGAGAACGUAAAUCUCGAGCUCUCCAAACCGAACUUGCCUUUGGAGGUUCAACCAUCAGCUUUUUCAGUAGCUACACUUCCAUCCAGUUCAUCAAGAUUGCAGACAAUUGAAGAUCUUGAUGGUUUGUGUGAUAGAAAACUGCAGCCUCUAUCAGAAACCAUCCACGACCAACUUUUGGCAGAAGCUGCCUCUACUAAUCUUACUUCCACCUCAGGAACAGCUGAGGAUUGGCAAGGUACUGGUUUGGCAAGGUUGCAAGAGCUUCUAAAUCCUGCCAUAUCUUCCUUUGAUUGUUGUGGCUCCAUCUCUCACUGUGUUCUUGAGCUGCUGCAAGUCUCCAAACAGAAUUGGAAUGAACUGUCAUUGGAUUGUCAGUCUUCAGCUUGGCUGCAGACAUCAUUUACUGACAAAGUGAAAAUGUUUAGUAGCCAGUUAUGUGGUGAUUGUGUGCUGCUUUUCGACUAUUUUAAUGAAGUUCUUGAGGAUGUUUUCCACUGUUAUAUUAGAUGUUCCCCAUGGUUAUCACCUUAUAAGGCACACAUCCAAGCACCCAAUAAGGAGAGUGCUUUCUAUCAUGAGGUUAUGCAACAUUUGGACUGGCCACUUUUGCAGCAGCACCCACCACAAACACUGAACCAUCUUUGUUUAAGAGACUUGAGAUCUAGAACAUGGAUCAAUUGUUCAACUGAAACUGAAGACAUUGUUACCAUUAUAGCUGAAUCAGUUUUGAAAGAAUUAAUCAUUGAAAGUGUUGUUUAUCUUGGUCUGUGAAGCUUUCCUUUGCCAUUAUACAUCUUUAUCUCUGCAAAUUCUGGAUAAACUUGUAUAUUCGAGAUCAUGAGCCAUGAUUGUUAGGAAACUGUGUAAUUCUUUGGCCUGAUUCUAUCAAGCAUUUGAUUUGUAUAGUUGAGUUUCAGUUAUAUCUAUGGACAUCAACCGAUUUUCUUUUA